This is a messenger RNA of Mercenaria mercenaria, 4370 nucleotides long. Its product is annotated as ubiquitin-conjugating enzyme E2 W-like. The coding region runs from base 53 to 670 and encodes 205 amino acids. Lineage: Eukaryota; Metazoa; Mollusca; Bivalvia; Venerida; Veneridae. The transcript is spliced from 6 exons. The record is from RefSeq and is a predicted model, not a curated record.
ACCAACCGCACUUGGUCAAGUCCCAUAACUCUGAUAUGUAUUUUUGGCAGAUAUGCCCCCUUUUGGAGUUAGAAAAUCCUGGUUGAAGUUUUGCCUGCAAGUUACUAUCUCCAAAAAUAAUGCAGAUACUGGAUUGAGGGUAAUAUUCCUGCUUUUGGGACAACAGUCGGAUAGUCGAGCACUGGCUGUCUUACGGACAGCUUUUGUUACAAUAAGUCUAAGAUACAAAAAAAGAUUACACAAAGAGCUACAACUGCUGACCAAGGAGCCUCCAAAAGGUGUUAAAGUUGAUUCAGAUAGUGUACAUAAAAAUAUAACUGAAUGGAUUGUGGACCUAGAGGGUGCAGAAGAAUCCUUGUACAAAGAUGAAAAAUUUCAGUUGAUGUUCAAGUUUAGUCAGCGAUACCCCUUUGAUUCUCCUCAGGUGAUGUUUAUAGGCAAUAACAUUCCACUUCAUCCACAUGUAUAUAGCAACGGCCAUAUUUGUCUUUCUAUACUAACUGAUGAUUGGUCGCCAGCCCUGUCCGUCACCUCAGUUUGUCUUAGUAUUGUCAGUAUGCUAUCUAGCUGUACAGAAAAGAAACGACCACCAGAUAAUGCAAUAUAUGUGAGAACUUGUAGUAAAAAUCCGAAGAAAACAAGAUGGUAUUACCAUGAUGAUGAUGUAUGAUAAAUGAAUGGUCACUUUGUCAUCUGUGAUUUUACAGACAUACAAUUCUAUUUGUAACCAGCUGUUUCCUCACAACACAGGCUGUAUAUUGUACUGUUUACAUAACUCAAUGCAACACAGGUUAAUUAUUGUACUGUUUACACAACUGGAUGCAACACAGGUCUUUUAAUGUAGGAUUCACAUAAUGACAUGCAUAUACACUAGGGUGCAUACCGUAUGAUUAACAGGCUUGUGUAUGGAUAUUUGAUGCAAGUUUACACUGUUCUUAGUGAUGAAGUGUGAAUGUGCUAUUUUUAGUUCAACUUUAUAAUAAUGUGAGAGAGGAAAUAAAUGUGAGCUUUAUGUUUAUUUCACAUAUUUAGUAAAAAUGGCUUUAUAUAUUUCUUUUUAUACCUUUUAAAUUAUUUACUUUAACUCAAUAAAUAGUAAAAGUAACUUUUUUUAUUUCUUGGGUAGUUUUUUAAAAGUGAUAAAAAUCCAUUUUGGUGAGAUCUUUUCUGUAUUUUUUUAAACAAAAUUGUUAAACAUUGAUUUGACAUUAUUUUCAAAAUCUUCCUAGAAUAAAAGUUUUGCCAGCCAAAAUAUUACACAAGAAUUUUGCAUUUAAAAAGUAUUUUGAGCACAAUUUACUUAUAUUGAUUCAGAAUUAAAGUAGUUCUAGGAAAAUGCAGUGAAAAUAAAUGUUGAUGAAACAGUAACAACCUUUAGAAAUGUCAAAAUCAAGUCUUAUGUUAAUAUGAAACUGCUCUUGGCCCAUAUUCAUUAUUGUUAUGCCCCAGAAGGUGGGCAUAUUAAAAUCGCACUGUCUGUCCAUCUGUGCGUGCGUCCGUCCGGACGAGGUGCAUCAAUGUAAAUUCUUGUCUGGGAUGUAACUCUGCCAUCCAUAAAGGGAUUUUGAAACAACUUGGCAUAAAUGUUCACCAUAAUAAGAUGAUGUAUCAUACGCAAGACCCAGACCCCUAUCUCUAAGGACAAGGUCACACUUAGAAAAACAGCGUUUGUUUUGUGUCCAUUCCAUAACUCUGCCAUCCAUGAAGGGAUUUUAAAAUAACUUGGCAUAAAUGUUCACCAUAAUGAGACGACUUGUCCUGCGCAAGAUCCAGACCUCUAGCUCCAAGGCCAAGGUCACAUUUAGAGGUCAAAGGUUAACAGGGUCUGUUCGUGUCUAGCCCAUAACUCUACCAUCCAUGAAGGGAUUUUGAAAUAACUCGGCAUAAAUAAUUACCGUAAUAAGUUGACAUGUCACACAUAAGACCCAGUCCCCUAGCUCCAAGGUCAAGGUCAGACUUAAAAGUCAAAGGUUAACAUAGUCUGUUUCUUGUAUGGUCCAUAACUCUGCCAUUGAUUAAGGGAUUUUAAAAUUACUUGGCAUAAAUGCUCAGGGGGGACAUUAAUUUUGUCACUAAUAGCAACAGCUCUUGUUUUAAUUUUGAAAUUUAUGCUUAAAAUGACAAAUUAUCUUGUUGCUCUUAAUACUGAAUUAGCACUAGUUGAACGGAACUGUGCAUGAUUGUUCAGUCUGCAGCCACAGACAGAUCAGUCAAGUUUUAUCUGAACAAAUGUAUGAAUAACAGAAGAAAGGUAAAUUGAAUAUUUUCUGUCUGUAAAUUUCAGAUUUUAAAUGCUGAUGAAUAUCAGCCCAGGGCAUUUUAGAUAAAAUCUGGUAAUUAUUGCCUGUACUGCCAUUAUUGAUCAAGAUUAUUUAAGUUUUAUCAUUUUUGUAAGAAUGUGUAAGAGAUAUAAAAACAUCUUCAAGAAUAUGGUAGGGCUCAAAAUUAACACUAGCAUACUGGUAAAAUGCCAAUGAAAAAUAAAAAAUGUGAUCAGCCUUUCUGUGUACUCUCAGAUUUUCUUAGUUAUAAAAAUGAAAUGAAAAUGAUGGAAGAUUUCACAGUCCAAUUUAUUGUUAAAAGUGUUGGUAACAAGUUGUUUUUGGGCCAGCAAAAUUCAAAGAAAUAGACUUUAUUUUGCACUAACACCAUUCCAAGAAAUUUACAGAAUAAUGCUUUAUUUUUCUAUGUAGUUGUUUUCAACAAAUUUACAUAAAGACGGUUAUUGAUGUACAAUUUAUAUUAAAUUUCUAUCAAGGAAAAAUUUUGAGUGAAGUUUAUUUAAUGCUAAGUAAGAUUUCUUUGCAAAAUAUUGAGUGCAAAAAAGUUAAAAGUUACAGCCCUGUAAAAUUGUUUUGUAGCUGUCAAACCAAGUCAGAAGUUUGAUAUCAAAUGUGACAAUAGAGAACAGUAAAAGCCAAAUUUGAAAUAUAUUUUGUAAUAAUUUCAUGGAGUUGCAAUAAUUUUUUUUUAUACAUGAUUAUUAACCGUGGUGUAUUUCUUGAAGUUUUAAAAAGUUUCAGGAUAAAGUAAAAUGCAAGAGAAUUUUUUUUUAAGUAUUGAAUAUCAAGUGGAACAGAAAAGGAAGGGUUUUGUGAAAACUUUACAAAUUCAUAUUUGUUUUGUAUUUUCUUUGUACAUAAUCAUAUGAGCCGCGCCAUGAGAAAACCAACUCAGCUGUUGAAAUGUAUGUAAUCAAUAAGAUAACAGAGUUUGGAGUCUAGUAUAUGAAUGUAACAUUUCUAUUGGUCAGUUUUACAGUCAUGCUAGAAUCAGCUGAUUGAAUGAGCCACGCCAUGGGAAAACCAACGUAGUGCAUUUGCGAACAGCAUGGAUCCAGACCAGCCUGCGCAUCCGCACAGUCAGGUCAGGACCCAUGCUGUUCGCUUUCAAAGUCUAUUGCAAUUAAAGAAACCAUUAGUGAACAGCAUGGAUCCUGACCAGACUGCGCGGUUGCACAAGCUGGUCUGGAUCCAUGCUGGUCGCAAACACACUGUGUUGGUUUUCUCAUGGCACGGCUCAUAUACUCGUUACUGCCAGGUAUGCAGAAAGCUGGAUUUAUUUGCAUUGUCAUAUUUAGUUGGCUAAGUGAACAAAAUGAAAGGUAUCUGAUUAUGAAUGGUUGGUAAUGUAUAGUUGCAUUUAUCAUUGUUUCAGUAAUCCUCAGGAAAGUCAGUUUUCCCGAUAUUUCUUACCAAUAUGAUUAUACAUGUAUUGAAUGAUUUGCCCGUCAAUAGCCAAAACUAUUUGCCUGAGGUCUGAAGGACUAGGGGAAACUACCUAGACUUUUGAACUGAAAGCCAUUCAAUAAUUGUCUUGUCAUCAGAAAUAUGUUUCUUUUUUUGUCUCAGUUUUUUACUUUAACCCUGCAUACUUGUGAAGUCAUAUAUAAGAACUCAUGUAAUAAUAGAUGAUAUUGAUACAAGAAAAAGAUGCAGAUAUUAAGCCAAAUAUGAUUUUUUAUUUUAUUUCAUUUACCAGAAUAACAUAGGAUUAAAGCCAGAUCUGAUAUGUGGAAUCAUAAUGUAUGCCAUACACAAAUGAUAUAUAAGUUACAACCAUUUAGCACUAUGCUGCUAUUAUCUGUUAUUGUGGUGUUUUUUAAAAUGUUUUAUAAAAUGGUGAUUUUAAAUGAGCACCACUAUUCGAAAACCGCAUCCAUGCAGUCUGAUCUGGAUCCAUGGUGUUUGCUUAUCCGUUGCAGACCAGUGCUGAAAUUGAUAAAUGAACAAUAUGGAUGUUGGGAUAAACAGUAUGAUGUAUGGUGAAUUUACUGAUCUAGAUUUUUGCUGGUCAGAAAGCCUUAACAUUGGUCUUCGCAUAGUGGCACUUAAAUAUUCAUCCAAUGAUAACCCUUACCCUGCUAAAUU